AUGAACUUUCUAAAACCGCUAAUAGCGAAAAGAUGUGCAAGCACGGGAGCUUAUCAAGGUCCAACUAAGAUAUCAUUACCAAGAAGACCCCUAAGGAAGAUCCGGGUGGGUCAUGCAAGACCAGCAAUAUAUCAUCAAUUUGAUGUAAUGGUAGAACUUAGUGAUGGUAGUGUUAUACGUCGAAAAUCUCAAUUCCCUAAGGAAGAGCUUCGACUAAUUCAAGACCAAAGGAAUAAUCCAUUAUGGAAUCAAAGUAGAAGUGAUCUUAUUGUUGUGGAUGCUAAUGCUGGGGGUAGUAUGGAUAGAUUUAAACAAAGGUAUAGUUCUAUUUUCACAGCAGAGGACGAAUCAGGUAAGAAAGCAACCGAGGAACAAGAGAAAGACGUAGAAAAAUCGUCAACUGACAAGAAGGCAGCAAAUAAAUCAAUAACAGAGCGUACGGAAGUAGAAGUAGAAGGAGAUAUUGUUACAGACUUCGCAGUUGAUGAUUAUCUAUCUAUUUUGGAUGAUAGUAGUACACAAGUUAAAACAGGUAGAUUGGCUUCGAAAAAGAAGACAAAGAAGAAAUAG
Molecule: messenger RNA, 570 nt
Organism: Naumovozyma dairenensis CBS 421
Lineage: Eukaryota; Fungi; Ascomycota; Saccharomycetes; Saccharomycetales; Saccharomycetaceae
Gene: MRPL36
Product: mitochondrial 54S ribosomal protein bL31m
Exons: 1
Coding region: 1-570 (189 amino acids)
Biological process (GO): mitochondrial translation
Cellular component (GO): mitochondrial large ribosomal subunit
Molecular function (GO): structural constituent of ribosome
Source: RefSeq, a predicted model, not a curated record